Messenger RNA from Fusarium sp. VM40, 4611 nucleotides. Lineage: Eukaryota; Fungi; Ascomycota; Sordariomycetes; Hypocreales; Nectriaceae. The record is from the annotation of a GenBank genome assembly.
AUGGACGCUGCUUCACAGCACCAGAUCAAGACUCCUGAGGAGGCCGUGGCUCGAAUUGCCUACCUCUCCAGCGAUGUCGUUGUUUCCGUCCAACCCGCCAUUGGCACUGACUCCGAGUUCUCCUCUCACCUGAACCGAUACGCAGGCCGCAAAGACAGCAGCCUGGUUGCUCAGAGUGCUGAUACGGUCCCUCAGAUCAUCCCUGUGCGACACAACACCGAUCCUCUUCUCUCGGUAUACUCUCCCACACGAGCUGGCAAGCUUGUCUCAGUCACCACCACGUCCAACAUCCUCCUCCCCUCCGUCUCACACCUAUAUAAGCUGGCCAACUACCCUGUUGUCCUCCACGUCUCUCUCCAGCCUCGGACGUUCCCCGACUACUCCGUGAUUACCGCCAUCCGUAACUCAGGAUUCACAUUUGUCCAGUCUGAGACUCUCCAGGAGGCUCAGGAUUUGGCGUUGACUGCUCACGCUCUCGCUAUCCGGACCGGCAAGGGUGUUAUUCACUUUUUUGCCCCCUCCACGUCUGCCAAGGACAAGGCCAUCAAUGUUGAGGAUGCUACAGUUGUCCGCGACAUUCUCGAUAUCGAGAGUGUUCGCCGAUUCCAAGCUGGAUCAGCUUCUUCAUCAGAGAACGGCAUCUACGCCGAUGAUGGCCACAUUGCCGUCUCUUCUGACCACGAUGUGCCAGCUGUGAACGGAAGUGCCGAAAACGGCAACCUCACUGUGCCACCAAGCGCCAACGCCUCCAAGGCUCCCUCAGCUGGAACUUCAGUCAAGUCCAGCCAUGACAGCCAGUCCAGCACUCCUGUUGCGCCUUCAUCAGUCGCCACUACCGUCGAGUCUGCGCCUCCUCAGGUCACUUCUGAGGAUAUCUACAAGUCUGCUGGGCGCAUCUGGGCCCAGCUCAAGACAUCUGUUGGCCGAGAGUACAGCGCUUUCGAGUAUUCAGGACCCCCUAAUGCCGAGAACUGCCUUUUCAUCUUCGGCUCUGAUGCUGGUGCUUUUGCUAAAGCAAUUGACGAGGCCCGCCCUGAUGAGGUCUUCGCCAAUACUGCUAUCCUUACUCCUCGCCUUUACCGACCUUGGAUCGGAUCUCGACUUGUCGAUGCCAUUCCUCGAUCGGUUAAGCGUAUUGCCGUGCUUGAGCAGAUCCACCGCAAGACUACCAAGUGGGGCCCCCUCCUCAUUGAUGUAUUGACUUCCGUGAAGAGCGGCCCCGGUGGCGUUGAGGCUAUUGUUGGUCACCAGCUUGGCUACAUCGCCCCUGAGGUGGUUGUCCAGGCCCUGCGCGGUGUCCUACAGAACCUCACUGCCGAGAAGCCUAUCCAGAACCUUGAGGUUGGUAAGAAGGAGGCCUGGAAGGAGCCUACUGGUUACGACCUCCAGACUCCUCAGCUUGAGACCGCUUAUACCAAGAUCAUUGAUCAGCUCUUUGGCAACCGAGCUUACGUUGCCAACGCUAUCAAGUCUUCCACUACUGGUCUUUCCCCCAACGUUUCUGCCAGCCCUGAGUUCGGAUUCGGUUCCCUUCUGGCUCGCAAGCAACGCCGCGGCCAGUUCGUUUCUCAGGUGAAGGAUGCCGCAACUAGCGGUAGCUUCACUACCGAUGCUCCCAAGAGCUGGCUGGCACGAUGGGCUAUGAACGCUGAUGAUGCCUCCAAGUCGACUGAGAUCGCUGACGAUAUCAUUGCCAGACUUGAGACCGAUGGUUCUCCUCUGGCCGCUCAGCUCCUUUCUGCUAAGGGUCUUUUCCGAAAGGAGUCCCUUUGGUUGACUGGUUCCGACGCGUGGUCUUACGAUCUUGGUAACUCUGGUGUUCACCACGUUCUGGCCUCUGGCGAGAACGUCAACAUGCUCAUCAUCGAUUCUACUCCUUACUCGGAGAGGGCCGCUGCUGAUGCUGACCGUCGCAAGAAGGAUAUUGGUCUGUAUGCCAUGAACUUCGGCAACGUAUAUGUUGCUUCUACUGCUGUCUACAGCUCUUAUACUCAGGUGCUCCAGGCUCUUCUUGAGGCUGACAAGUUCGAGGGUCCUUCCGUCGUUCUCGCUUAUCUUCCCUACUUCGGUGAGACAGACUCCCCUCUCACUGUUCUCCAAGAGACCAAGAAGGCUGUCGAUACCGGCUACUGGCCUCUAUAUCGAUGGAACCCCGAGAAUGAGAAGAAGGGUGAGCCUAACUUCUCCCUCGACUCUGAGCUCAUCAAGCAAGAGCUUAAGAAGUUCCUUGACCGCGACAACCAGCUCACUCAGCUUGCUGCCAAGGAGCCCAAGUUCGCUGCUGCCCUUGUCAAGGACUUCGGAAGUGAGGUGCGAGCUCAGCAGAAGAGGAAGGCCAAGGAUGCAUACAACCAGUUGCUCGAGGGUCUUCUAGGCGCUCCUCUCACCAUUCUGUAUGCCUCUGAUAACGGUAAUGCUACCACCCUUGCCAAGCGAUUGGCUAGCCGAGGUCGUGCCCGUGGCUUGAAGACUUCUGUUCUGGCCAUGGAGGACUACCCUCUUGAGGAUCUUCCCACUGAGGAGAAUAUUGUCUUCAUCACUUCCACCGCUGGUCAGGGUGAGUUCCCUCAGAACGGUCUGCCUUUCUGGGAUGCUAUCAAGGACAGCACCGACCUUGAUCUUGCUGCCGUCAACUACUCCAUCUUCGGUCUUGGUGAUAGCCACUACUGGCCUCGCAAGGAGGACAGAAUCUACUACAACAAGCCUGCCAAGGAUCUCGACCGAGUCCUGACUAACCUUGGCGGUAAGCACCUGAUUGACGUUGGUCUUGGUGAUGACCAAGACCCCGACAGUUUCCAGACUGGCUACCAGGAGUGGGAGCCCAAGCUUUGGGCUGCCCUUGGCGUCGACAAGGUCGAUGGCCUUCCUGAGGAGCCCCCGCCGAUCACUAACGAAGACAUCAAGCUGGCUUCCAACUAUCUCCGUGGUACCAUUGUCGAGGGUCUCAACGACCCCUCCACUCUUGCGAUCUCGGCGUCUGACGGACAGCUCACCAAGUUCCACGGAACAUACAUGCAGGAUGACCGUGAUAUCCGAGACGAGCGAAAGGCCCAGGGUCUUGAGCCUGCCUACUCCUUCAUGAUCCGAUGCCGACUGCCUGGUGGUGUCUCAACCCCCAAGCAGUGGGUCCAGAUGGACGACAUUGCCAACGAGCUUGGUAACGAGACCAUGAAGCUCACCACCCGACAGACCUUCCAGUUCCACGGUGUUGUCAAGAGCAAGCUCAAGCCCGCUAUGCAGGCUAUCAACCGAGCUCUCAUGACUACCAUUGCUGCUUGUGGUGACGUGAACCGAAACGUCAUGUGCAGUUCGCUCCCCACCCAGUCCAAGUACCACCGUCAGGUCUUCGCUUGCUCGCAACUCAUCAGCGACCAUCUCCUACCCUCGACUACCGCCUACCACGAGAUCUGGCUGACUGACGAUGACAACAAGAAGACCCAGGUUGCUGGUGACGCCGUCCAGGACUUUGAGCCUCUUUACGGUCCUACCUACCUUCCCCGAAAGUUCAAGAUCACUAUCGCUAUUCCUCCCCAUAACGAUACCGAUGUGUAUGCCCACGACAUUGGUCUGAUUGCUAUCAAGGGUGAGGAUGGCAACCUUGCUGGUUUCAACCUUCUUGCUGGUGGUGGUAUGGGUGCUACCCACAACAACAAGAAGACAUAUCCCCAGACUGGUCGCAUGUUCGGUUUCGUCAAGACCGAGGAUGUGCACAUUGCCUGUGAGAAGAUCAUGCUUGUCCAGCGUGACCACGGUGAUCGUAAGAACCGAAAGCACGCCCGUCUCAAGUACACCAUCGACGACAUGACCGUGCCUGUCUUCCGCAGCAAGGUCGAGGAGCUCUGGGGUAAGAAGUUCGAGCCUGAGCGAGCGUUUGAGUUCAAGAGCAACGUCGAUACCUUCGGCUGGCAGAAGGAUGAGAACGGUCUCAACCACUUCACAUUCUUCAUCGAGAACGGUCGUAUCGAGGAUACCCCUGAAUUCCAGAUGAAGACUGGUCUGCGUGAGAUUGCCAAGUCUCUCAAGGGCGAGUCUGAGUUCCGUCUUACCGGUAACCAACAUCUCAUCCUUAGCAACGUCGCUAAUGAGGACCUCGCCGACGCCAAGGAGCUGAUGAAGAAGUACAAGCUCGACAAUGUUCAGUUCUCUGCCCUCCGUCUCAGCUCUUCCGCCUGUGUCGCUUUCCCCACCUGUGGUCUUGCCAUGGCCGAGUCCGAGCGAUACCUGCCUGUGCUCAUUACCAAGCUCGAGUCUUGCCUUGAGGAGAAUGGUCUUCGCCAGGACUCUAUUGUCAUGCGUAUGACUGGUUGCCCCAACGGUUGUGCUCGUCCCUGGCUGGCGGAGGUUGCUUUCGUCGGUAAGGCGUACGGUGCUUACAACAUGUACCUGGGUGGUGGUUACCACGGACAGCGUCUGAACAAGCUAUAUCGCCAGAGCAUUAAGGAGGAGGAGAUUCUCGCCAUCAUGAAACCCCUCCUCAAGCGAUACGCUCUUGAGAAGAACGACGGCGAGCGCUUUGGUGACUUCUGUGUCCGCUCCGGUGUCAUUGUUGCCACCACCGACGGCCAGAACUUCCACGAUAACGUCGUCGACGAAGAAGAGGAUGAGGAAUAA